AUGUAACCCUAAGAAGAGACUUCUUCUAACAGAAUUGUAAAAGUUCAAGAAGAAUGCAAAAUUGUGAUUGAUUUCACAUAAUUAAGAAAAGAGCAUUACAAUGUAUUAUCAAAGCGAGAAAAAGAUUAAGCAGUAUAAAUGCUUGGACCUAAUCCUUUGUAUGAUGAUUUUAAGAGGGUAAGUUAGGCAGUUGGAACUACCAUAAAAAACCUUAAAAGAUGGAAACGAUGUGGUACGGACAGGAAAAAAGGCUGCGGUCGUAAAAAACUUAAUCCUCAUGCUGAGAAGUAAUUGAUUGAAUGGGUUAUACAGAGAGUUCACUCAACAGGCCGAAAGAUCUCCAGAUAGGAAUUAAGAUGCAGGGCUUUAGAAUUAUUCGAAAAUCAACACUUUUGUGCAUCAAAGGGAUUCCUGGAUAAAUUUGUUAAAUCCUACUAAUUAAAACAAAUGAUGAAUGAGUAAUAUAUAAUAUAUAUAAGAAUAGUAUCUUAAAAAGCAAUGGAAAAUUAAACACAAAGAACCUCUCUACAAAACUAUCAUAAAAUGAUGUUAAAAUUGAAGAAGAACUGUAAUUAGAUACUGUUAAAAAAGAAGAAGAAGAUGAUAUCAAAAUAGAAAAUCUUAGUUUAUAUCCCAAUAAAAGUUUCUCAGCAUUUUAAACCUAAUGA
Messenger RNA from Paramecium octaurelia, 668 nucleotides. NCBI's taxonomy places the organism in Eukaryota, Ciliophora, Oligohymenophorea, Peniculida, Parameciidae. The record is from the annotation of a GenBank genome assembly.